Messenger RNA from Ilex paraguariensis (yerba mate), 709 nucleotides. The record is from the annotation of a GenBank genome assembly. Lineage: Eukaryota; Viridiplantae; Streptophyta; Magnoliopsida; Aquifoliales; Aquifoliaceae.
CCCCUUCUCUGACAGAGAAAUCUUCCCUACUUUCCAUCUCUCUCGUCUGUCUACUUUCUCUCUCUUCUUUGUGUGUCUUGUGCUAGGGAAAUGCAAGAGCAAGCAACGACUUCCGUGGCAACCAGCUCUCUGCCUUCAAGCAGCGAAAGAUCUUCCAGCUCCGCUCUUCAAAUAGAGAUCAAGGAAGGGAUGGAGAGUGAUGACGAGAUCAGAAGAGUGCCAGAGAUUGGGGGAGAAGCCGCUGGCGCGUCAGCUUCCGGCCGAAAUGGCGGUUCAGUGGUCGGUCGGGCCCGGGUUCAGCCCUCAGCGGAGGGUACUAGGAAGAGAGUUAGAAGCCCGGCUGACAAAGAAAACAAGCGAUUGAAGAGGUUAUUGAGGAACAGAGUUUCAGCACAACAAGCAAGGGAGAGGAAGAAGGCGUAUUUGAUCGAGUUGGAGGCGAGGGUUAAAGACUUGGAAACGAAGAACUCAGAGCUUGAAGAGAGGCUGUCCACCUUGCAAAAUGAAAACCAGAUGCUUAGACAUAUAUUGAAGAACACAACUGCUGGUAUGCAGGAGGGGAGGAAGUAGUUGUAUCAUGGUUGGCUACUGUGUAAUUGAUAUAUAUAUAUAGUGUGUGUGUGUGUGAGGGAGAGAGAGAGAGAGAGAGGGAAGGAGAUUGAAAGAUUAGACUCUUUUUUUUUUAUCCCCCGUUUCAUAUGCUACGUCA